This is a messenger RNA of Danio rerio (zebrafish), 2993 nucleotides long. RefSeq names its product neuritin 1-like a (gene nrn1la). Lineage: Eukaryota; Metazoa; Chordata; Actinopteri; Cypriniformes; Danionidae. Gene Ontology annotation, biological process: nervous system development. The record is from RefSeq and is marked validated. Gene Ontology annotation, cellular component: plasma membrane.
GUGCAAUGAAAAAAGUUAUAGUUGAAACAAAGCUUUGUUAAACGCGCAGUCGUGCUCCCGCAUGCAGCCUCAGCCUCCUCCCCUUUACUACAGGAUACGCGCGCUAGUGAAUCAUUCAUCAGUCCAGCGCAAUGCGAGCUGAUGCUCCGAGUUUCUCUUAAAUGAACAGCCGCAUCUGUGACUUCACUGCCUUCAGUUUCUGUUCGCCGGGAUCUCUUCAGGAUGACACCUCUCCUCUGCAACGCCUGCCUCAUCCUGCCUGUUGCUUUACAUCUGCUGCUUGUCCCCAGUCCAUGUUCUGCUGCUGCCACAAAUAAGUGCAGCUCCAUCUAUAAAGGGUUUGCCCACUGUUUGCUGGCCCUGGGAGACAGUCUCUCUGUCAGCGCCCAAAAAGAUGAGGACACGCAGGAGAUCGACUCUAUCUGCAAAUCCUGGGAUGAUUUCCAUGACUGUGCGAAUGUGGCCAUGGCCGGCUGUCCUGAGGAGGCUGCAAAAGUGUGGGAUUCUCUGAGACAAGAGUCCAAAAAGAUGCAGUUUUCUGGUAACCUGUAUGAGAUGUGCUCCAGCCGUAGCCAAUCAGCAGCCGCCUCUGAUUCCCAAAGCCCCGAUGAGACCAAUCAGGAGUCGCUAAAGGGUCGCGCUAGUCAUAAAAGCCUGACCUUUCUGACCUUAUGUUUGCCUGCGCUAUUGCUGUAUUCAUGGAUAUAACCACAUCUCAGGACUCAAAGAUUCAGCACAUAGACAACAGACUGGUUUUGUUCUGACAUUUUCAUAAAGAUCUCAUGCAUUAGGACUAAUUUUAUGUAUUUAUUUAUAAUAUUUAUUCAUUUUAUGGCAUAAAUUUGAUUGUUGGAACAAAAAGAUUGUCAUUUUCAUAAGGACACGUUUAUUUUCAGGGUUAUGUUUUCUUCUUCAGGGUCUUGUUCUGUUAAGUAUGAGAGAAAAAAAUCUUUUUAAAAAUCGAAAGAUUUAAAUGUCAAAACAGAAAUGUCAUCCACAGGAGGACCAAAAUGCACCUGAUGAGGACAAAUCGAAGUUGGCGAAAGACAUUUGCAAUCAUUUGAAAGCCUUCAUCUGAGAGAAAAUGAAGGUAUAUUGCAAUACAUUAUCACAUUUUGUGAGCUACGAGUAUCUAAGCAAUGCGAAGAGCCUUCAAAAAUGUUAUUAUUUCACUCUGUAGUGUAAUCUUCUUUUGUAGGAUCCUGAGAGGAUUAAGUUUAAGGAUUACAACAAAUAAAAGUAAAUCUGAGCAUCACGGCUCACCUACAGGCUUUGCCUGGGAACAGACUUGUCAGACUUUGUAGUCUGUAGUCUGAAUGCCUUUGGGUGACGGGUAAAGCCCAAUUUAUUAAUGAUGGGUUCCUUGUUUGAGUUUAACUAAUAGCACAGCAUUACGCUUCAAUGUGUUUUUGUACUAUAGUCUGUGUCAGUAUGGAGCUGCUGUUCAUUUGAUGUUGGCCAGAAUACUGUGUAUAUAUAUUGUACAGUCUUACAUUAUACAUUCCUCAUAGCUAUUUUUUUUCAGAGAUGUGUGUUUGUAUUGACGUAAGACAUGAUGGAUUAGCUUAAAAAGGAUUACUUUAUGAUGGUAAUAUAUAGAAAAUAUGACCGAUAUGCUGUAAAGAAGAGCUUAUUUGAAUGAGUAUAUUAUCUUGGAGUGCAUAAUGAACAGAUGAGGCAAAUCAGUGAAGGUGAACAUAUUAACAUCAAUAAGAGUAAAUUGUGAAUGAUUAUCACCAUAAACAUGAUAUAUACAAGGGCUUUUCACACUGGUGGUUAUCAUCAUUUACUAAUUUUAACCCUGGGCGUCGGUGGAUUUCACACUUUUAAUUUAAAAGUGGUUUUGUGGUAUGAAAAUCCCAUGUAAUCCAAAUUAAAUGUUUGGCCUUUUAUUUGAACGUGUUAGCCUUAUGAAUACCUAUGUUUUGGAGCUUAUAUACUCUUAAUCAGUGACAGGUUAUAUUGAGAGAAAAAACCUUUAAAACUGUUACUUCAACCGUUUUCAUGACAUCCCUCAGCAUGUCAGCUUCUCGUCAGCUUUCUUCUAGAGUCUGAAGCGCACAGCCUCCUAAAAUUAGGCUUAGAUUCAAUUGUUCGCAAUCCCUUGCUGCUCAAAAUGCGCUUCUGUUUUCCAGUUAAAGUGAAAUGACAUCACUUCUGGGGACAUUUAACCCUUCAUUUUAGUGCCAAACUUGUGCAGUGUGAAACAUUUCAUUGUAAUCUUACAAUGCAUUAUCUCAUGCCUCAAUUUCACAUGCUUUGUAUAGUCAAGGAACACUGUGCAGGGUAAAUAAACAGUAUAAACGAUUUUAUAGUAUAUAGCUACUAUCACGUUAAAACAAUUUGUGCAGCAAAACAAACACAACUUGUAGCUCUACACUGUGCUUGUUGGUCACCAUCAUGAUGGAAAUUACUUCAAAUGUCUUGCAAAUUUAGAAUUCAGUUUUUCAAUUUGGAGUAUCAUUUUUUUUAAGUCAUUUGGAAUAAUUUAACGCAAUGCCUCACGGAAGUUUAUAACUUUUUGAUUUGCUGGAUAAAUUGGCAGUUCAUUCCACUGUGGGGACCCCAGAUUAAUAAAGGGACUUAGCCGAAAAAGAAAGGAUGAAUGAACUCUCAGAAGCAAUUUUUUCUGAUAAUAUAGUUAUGGUUCCUCGUGAGAUAAGGCUGGAAAAAUCCUACCUCCAAGAUGGACUGCAGAAUAAAAAUGUACAACGCAAAUCAUCCAGGAUUAAUUGUUAACCCUGUCCUUGGGUUAUUUGUGAAGCAAGCCCAGCAGGUACAGGACGUCAACAUUAUGUUAGAUUGACGUUGUACCCCAACAUUGUUGGAACGUUGCAAUUUGGGUGGAAAUAAAAAUCUGGUUGAUGUCACAACUCAGUGUCAGACCUAUGUCAAUGUCCAAUGUUGGACAGACUUUGGAUUUUGGUCACUUUCUAAUGCAACCUAAAAACAACCAAACAUCUAACGAGGUUACAGCUUGACGUUGUGCAGAU